AUUUCUUGUUGAACUCACUAGUUUAUCCUUUUCCUAUAAAUUGUUAGUCAUAGGAGCCAUUACGAAGUCAAUCUGGAAGUUACCAAUUAUGCUCAACUGAAUUUCCCAAUUCUGCGCAGAACAAUUUUAGUUUGAGAUUCAGAUGAAUUGCACUAAUGUCAGAAUCUUAGCCCAAAAGUGGUAUUCACUGCAUGCCGAAAAAAAAAAAUAGCAUCCUGAAAACUUGAACAUUUGGGACGUCAUCUAAUUCUCUAGUAUGCUUAUCUAGAAGGUUACGAACUUUUCCUACCAUUUAUUACCUUAGGAUCCAUUAGAUAUCAGGAAAAAUUUUGAGCUGUUUCAGUUUUAUGCAUGAUUCUAGAAUGCCGUGGUUCAAGUUUGUCUCGUAGUUUGAACGACGUUAUCUAGAACUUACAUUCAGCCAUUAGAUUUUGAGCUCAAUUAUGGAUGAAGUGCUUGCCUCUAGUAGGUGUGAAUUUCUAUGCAGCUAGUAUGUUACACCUUCAAUCACGGAAUGAUUAUAAGAAAGUUGUUUUUUUUUCUUUUGGAAUAGCAGAAUUUCUAGCAAUUACUUUAAUAAGUCGCCUGGAAGCAUAAAAAAUCCUGUCAAUAUAUUUUCUACAUUUUUCUGAUUUAUUUAAGAUAUGCAUCACAGCAUGGGUUUUUUUUUGGGUGCCUAUCAGAUUCUUUUUUUGGUAAAUUCUGCUCAUGAGAAUUAUUAUUUGUUGGUAGAAUGUCAUCGCUAUAUGGAGUGUUUUUCUCCCUUGCAGGUCCAUCUUUCUCUAUCUUAAGUCGUAAUUUUAUUGAGUUCUGCGUCCUGGGUGCAGACAACUUCCCUAGGACUCUACUGAUGUAUUUGUCAAACACACCUUCUUCUCUAUCCAACUACUUCCCCACUAUCCUAUGUAAUUCACCGCAGUUUAACAGGACUGUCAUAAACCACAACUUACUAUAUGUAACCUUCAAUGACUCCUCAAAAGAGAAGCAUCGCCAACUUAAUUCUAAGGAAUUUGAUAUUAUGGUUGAGAGUGGAGCUGCCUUUGCCACAGAAUUUCCAUUUGAUGAUUCAGUUCUUGAUCGAAUUGACCGCGAAAUAUUGGAACGCAGUCCUGGUAAAGUUGUACCUGGUGGAUGGUGCUUAGGUGAGCCUGGGAAUGGUACUUGUUCAGUCUGGGGUGAUGCUGAUAUUCUGAGACCUGGGCCAGGAGCAACAAGACUUGAAAAGCGCAUAGUUGAAUUGCUUUCAAACAAUUGGUUCCGGUCUCACCAGUGUAUAGACGAUGAUAUGCCGCUCAUUGAGAGAAGAGAAAAUGGAUGGAGAUUUUCCUUUUACCAUUUUCAGUUUGGAUGGAAGAAAUUAAUUUUAGCCGCCUGCCCAUUAUUUUUGUAG
Carica papaya (papaya) is the source of this 1390-nucleotide messenger RNA. Lineage: Eukaryota; Viridiplantae; Streptophyta; Magnoliopsida; Brassicales; Caricaceae. The record is from RefSeq and is a predicted model, not a curated record.